Messenger RNA from Poecilia latipinna (sailfin molly), 2890 nucleotides. RefSeq names its product Rho GTPase activating protein 22a (gene arhgap22a). Gene Ontology annotation, molecular function: GTPase activator activity. Lineage: Eukaryota; Metazoa; Chordata; Actinopteri; Cyprinodontiformes; Poeciliidae. The transcript is spliced from 10 exons. Gene Ontology annotation, biological process: activation of GTPase activity; signal transduction. Bases 483 to 2666 code for a protein of 727 amino acids. Gene Ontology annotation, cellular component: focal adhesion. The record is from RefSeq and is a predicted model, not a curated record.
UCAGACCAAAUCUCCAUGGACAGAUUAUAGGAAGCGGAGGCUAUAAAGCAGACUGGAGCAAAAUCAAGAAAUAGGUGACAAGACAGAGGACACACAGUUGGACAUAUUUAUAGAAGGUGAGAAACUGAUACUGCAAGUGUGCGGCAAAAGGCGGAGAAACCGAUAGGGAGCGAAAAGAGAGGGAGUGGGUUGGGCUUUAGGUAUGGGAGAACAACGGCACAUCAGGGCAGUGGGACAGAGACGGAAUCAGAGAAACGAGAAGAGAGGAGGGAGAGGAAAGUGCCUGCUUAAGUGCCUGUAAGUGUGUGUAUGCGUGAGUGUGUGCAUGUAUCAGUAUGAAAUCAGAGUGAGAUGCUGGGAGAGGAUGAGGAGUAACAGGGUGAGGCAGCUGCAAGAGGCGCUAAGUGUGUUUGUGUGUGAGGUUAGUGUGUGAGGGAUGCAGUCAUGUCUCUGUGAGAGGGAGCAGCACAGCAACGGUAACCAUGCUGAGCCCCAAGAUAAAACAGGCACGCCGGGCACGAUCCAAGAGCAUGGUGCUUGGAGAGUUGUCUCGACUCUCCAGGCCUUGCUCUCCUCAGGAUCAAGAGAAACCCUUGAAAGCAGGCUGGCUGAAGAGGCAGAGAAGUAUCAUGAAAAACUGGCAGCUGCGAUGGUUUGUCCUGAGGUCUGAAGCUCUGUACUUCUACAAAGACCAAGAUGAAAGCAAGGCACAGGGCUGCAUUCCUCUUCAGGGCAGUCAGGUCAAUGAGGUCUCAGCCCAUCAAGAUGAGCCAGGUCGCCAUCUUUUUGAAAUCGUUCCAGGGGGAGCUGGAGAAAAGGAUCGUAGCAACACAGGCCAUGAAUCCUUCCUACUAAUGGCCAACUCACAGAGUGACAUGGAAGAAUGGGUCAGAGCCAUACGCAGAGCCAUCUGGGCUCCACUUGGUGGAGGUGUUUUCGGUCAGCAUCUACAGGCGACAAUGUCAUAUGAGUCACAGUGUGGCCCUCAGCGAGAGGUCCCCGUGCUAGUCGAACUGUGUGCGAGCUUUAUACGUGAACAAGGACUCAAGGAGGAGGGUCUUUUCAGAGCACCUGGGCAGACCAACCAUGUUCGAGAACUGCAGGAUGUUUUUGACCGUGGCGAAAUCCCUGUUUUUGAUAGUUCCACAGACGUCCACACAGUGGCAUCACUGUUAAAGCUGUACAUACGAGAGCUGCCAGAGCCUAUAAUCCCAUUCUCCAAAUACUCACAGUUUCUAUCCUGUGCUCAGCUUCUUAGCAAGGAUAAAGAAACGGCCAUCACAGAACUAAGCAAACAGGUGAAAUCCCUCCCUCAGGUCAACUAUAACCUCUUGAAAUACAUCUGCAAGUUUUUGGAUGAGGUUCAGUUGCAGUCCAAUGACAAUAAGAUGAGUGUUCAGAACCUGGCCACUGUUUUUGGACCUAAUAUUCUUCGGCCAAGAGUGGAGGAUCCUGUUACAAUGAUGGAAGGAAGUUCCCAAGUGCAACAUUUGAUGACUGUCCUGAUCAGUGAACACUCUCGACUAUACCCAAAUGAGGAUUCCAAAACUGAGGUCAGAUCUCUCCCACCCCAACAUGAGCUCAAACGAUCCAAAGUAGAAUGGGUUUCACAAGAAGAAACAAACCCACCAAAUACUACAAGUGUAAACUCUACAAAUCUCAAAGAAAACCAGAUACCUUCCAGUGUUUUGAUGGACAGUGAGCUGCCUACAUCUAAUCCUCUCGCAUGUGAGAAAGAUGAGAACAGCCAGACUAAGGGCAAUGAUGUAAACAAACUGAAUGAAAAAGGAGAUGAAAAAGAAAAUAUCAAAACUGAAGGGGAAAGCGAAGUUGCUGUUAGCCCUAGCAAACAGGCCAAAGCUCUACCUUCAUGGAGGUGUUCCUUCAAGGGCAAUGUAGUCUCUGGAGGGUCAAAGGGGAAAAUGGGAGGCUCAGCAGGGGACGUGUCGGCAUCUGGUGGGAGCAACUGGCUGAUGAAUGGCCUGUCGUCCCUCCGUGCACAUAGACGCACGACCUCAUCCAGUGAAAGAGUGAAAGACUCUACAUUGUCUCUGAAGGAUUCAACCCAGUCUCUUAAAGAAACCACUCUACAACUCAAGGACACACAAAGAGACUAUGACCUAGAAUCCCCUCAAACAUCCCACUGUCACAGAGUCCUCCACAAAUCUCACAGACUCUCUGCCUAUGACAAUGUAGCUCCUUCCAGCCUAAGCCUGCCUGCUGACGCUUCGUCUAUCUGGACACCCUUUGAGAUCUCGCUGUCGGACACAGAAGGAAGCAAUAAGUCAAAAAAGCUAGAACAAGAUGAAGAGAGAAACACUGAGGUGGGAAACGGAACAAAUGAUGAGGAAGGUGCAGGAACAAGUGAAGAAAUCCCAAACAAGCUGACCCAACUAAAGCAGGAGCUGAAAAAACAGAAAGUGAACUAUGAAACCCGCAUUCGCAAGCUGGAGGAGUCCUGUUCGAAAUACCAGUGCCAGGUAAGCCGCCUCGAAGAGGACCUGGACCAGGAGAGGAAGAAGUGUCACAUGUUGGAGAUCCGACUCAGGAAUUCAGAGCGGGCACAUCAGGAUGCAGAAAACCGAAAUGUUCUCCUCCAGAGAGAAAUGGAGGAAUUCUUUAAGACUUUUGGAGAACUAACAACAGGAGCAGCAAGGACCAACUAGACCUGACCAAACUGCCUUUAUUUGGUCCUGGAGGCAAUCAGUCACUGGGAGUACCAACCAGUCCCAAAGCUUUUUAGAAAACAUACCUCUAGUGCAAUGCCGAUAGCCAUGUUUUCCACUUCAGUGUGGCUGUCCUGUGCCUAUGCGGACCAGUACUGGUGCCAAACAAGAACUUCCCUGGACCAAGAACGUAUUUUGCCAUUCCAUAAAAUAUAUCUCAAGAA